AAAUGGGUGAUUUGUGAUCCAAAAACGCGCUUUAUAACUUGACUUUGCAAGGCACACGAGGAGGAUCAACACCUGGUGGAUUGUGUUAUGCCCACCAUGCGUGAUCUCUGUGGAUUUCUGGGAUGAGUGCCGUAUCUGAUUUGGAAGAACCAGAGCGCAGAGAGGAGGCGAUGAUUGCUGUGUAAGGCAACACUGACAGGUACUGUGGACUGCCUUCGGUGAACAGACUGACAUUAAGACACCACAUUUCGUCUACUGUAGUCUACGGAUGGAACAAGGGAUUUUAUUUAAACCGAUGGAUGAGAUUCAAUAGAUUUCUGUCGUUCAAGAUGGUCAUAGAAAACCUGCUGGAUUUUCCCACUGGCGUGUCGUUUUUCUUGCAUUAAACACGGUCCUUAUGAAAAUCGAUGGAAACAAAUAUGAGGAGACAAAUCUAAAACCAACGACCUUUUUAUUCGUUAUUAUAGCUAUUCGCCUGGCGAGUUUAUACACAAACUCCGGGACCUCGUCCAACACCAUAAACCGUGACGAAAAGAGAAAUAAGCAUUUUGAGAUCCGCACUGGGUUGUGAGGUGAAAUCUAAUCAGAUUCAAGAAGCCUUGGAUAUCGGGCAGUUUAAAGAAAAAAGUUAUACCUGAAUGCGUGACUAUUAAAACGACCAGCAUCAAUAUUUCAAUUCCAAGGAAUUUUGCAUAUACCAUACAUUUUGAAGAUAUUUCUGGAUGUUAUCUACGUGGAUAUCCUACAUGGCUUGCGAGGCGAUGCUAACUGUAGGGUUUCAGGACUGAGGAGAUUCGCUUGCGUUUUUCCUUCCAAAUAGUUCUGGCCAGAAAUGUGCUUUCUCAUCCUUAACGAUUUGUCGAUAUUGAUUAAUCAUCGAUACAAGACGUGCAUUGGACAACAUCUUGGGUAGCCUAGAGAUUUUCCUCACUAACUGCACAUUGGGGUGUCACUGCAUCGCAAGAUUAGUUUUAACUGUGGCACUUGUGGGUGCCUCGGCAUCACGUUGAAAAAAUAAAUUGGAAUCGAGAGAUGGAUAAAUUGGCAUUGCAAUCAAUGUCCCAGUGCUGACGUUCAUGAUAGAUGAUGAUGGAUUAAAUGUUGUUUCGUCUUGAAUAUUGGAACAACAUCUGAAGACGUGCUUGUCGAGAAAGUAAAACAACGGAUUCUGCCUAAUUGCCUGAGAUUUGCGGAUGUAUUAUCUAUGCAACGUGUUGGGGUGGGAGCUAAGGAAGAAACCGAGGCUGUUGAAUUCCGAUCUCAUUAAAAGAUUCACAUCUUCGGGGACAAGGUGAGCCAGCAGCCUACAGUGAGCAAAAACGAAGAUGGCCAGAAAGCACAGGCACUGUGAAUGAGCUGGCAGCCUGGCCCAAUACCACUACUUCCGAGGAGUGGACGACCAGCCAAUGAAUUAUGAAUGUUGAACAAGAUGACCUCCUCUCGGCAGCUGCAGACGAUGAGAGGUCCUAGGUGGAACCGGGCCCUGUCCGACCCUUUAUUUGUUCUUCUCCUGGCCCUCCAGCUACUGGUGGUGGCAGGCCUGGUCCGUGCUCAGACCUGCCCCUCAGUCUGCUCUUGCAGCAACCAGUUCAGCAAGGUCAUCUGCACCCGCCGCAGCUUGCGAGAUGUCCCAGAUGGCAUCUCCACCAACACGCGAUACCUGAACCUGCAAGAGAACCUCAUCCAAGUCAUCAAGGUGGACAGCUUCAAACACCUGCGGCACCUCGAGAUUCUGCAGCUUAGCAAGAACCACAUCCGGACCAUCGAGUUAGGGGCCUUCAACGGGCUGGCCAGCCUCAACACCCUGGAACUGUUUGACAACCGCCUCACCACCAUCCCCAAUGGGGCCUUUGAGUACCUCUCCAAACUGAAGGAGCUGUGGCUGAGGAAUAACCCCAUAGAGAGCAUCCCCUCUUAUGCGUUCAACAGGGUGCCCUCGCUACGGAGGCUGGACCUGGGGGAGCUCAAGCGCCUCACAUAUAUAUCAGAGGGGGCCUUUGAGGGGCUUAGCAAUCUGCGCUACCUGAACCUGGGCAUGUGCAACCUGAAGGAGAUCCCCAACCUCAUUCCCCUGGUGAAGCUGGAUGAGCUGGAGAUGUCAGGGAACCAGCUGUCUGUCAUCCGGCCUGGCUCUUUCAAAGGUCUCAUCCACCUUCAGAAGCUGUGGAUGAUGCAUGCUCAGAUCCAGACCAUAGAGAGGAAUUCGUUUGAUGACUUGCAGUCCCUGGUGGAGCUCAACCUCGCCCACAAUAACCUCACCUUGCUUCCCCAUGACCUCUUCACCCCCCUGCAUCACCUCGAGAGGGUGCACUUACACCACAACCCCUGGAACUGUAACUGUGACAUUCUUUGGCUCAGCUGGUGGCUCAAGGAGAUGGUGCCGGCCAACACCAGCUGCUGUGCCCGCUGCAGUUCACCCUCCAGCCACAAGGGGCGCUAUAUUGGAGAGCUUGACCAAAACUAUUUUCAUUGCUAUGCGCCCGUGAUCGUGGAGCCCCCAGCAGACCUGAACGUGACGGAGGGGAGCGCGGCGGAACUGAAAUGCAGGGCCAGCUCUCUGACCUCCGUCAGCUGGAUCACACCCAACGGCUCCAUCAUGACCCACGGAGCCUACAAGAUCCGCAUCUCCGUCCUGAACGACGGCACUCUCAAUUUCACCAACGUCACCAUGCAGGACACGGGCACUUACACCUGCAUGGUGAGCAACUCGGCGGGCAACACCACGGCGUCGGCCACGCUCAACGUGUCGUCCACAGACAGCAGCUUCAGCUACUUCACCACGGUCACAGUGGAGACCAUAGAGCCACCGCAUAAUGAGGGCCAACCCACUGUGCAGCUGAAGGUGGGUCCCACCGCCUCUGCCGGCUGGGAGUCGGUAUCCUCCACCUCCACCACGACCACCACCGUGCGGACACCACUCUCCACCAGGGCCACGGAGAAGACCUACACCAUUCCUGUGACGGAGCUGGGGGGGGAGGGCUCCCUCAACGGGCUGGAUGAGGUGAUGAAGACCACCAAGAUCAUCAUCGGAUGCUUCGUGGCCAUCACCCUCAUGGCGGCAGUCAUGCUGAUCAUAUUCUACAAGAUGCGCAAGCAGCACCACCAGCAGAACCACCACGCGCCCACCCGCACCAUCGAGAUCAUCAACGUGGAUGAGGACUGCGUGACGGGGGGUCCAGCCAUGGAGAGCCACCUAACGCUGCCUCCACUGGAGCAUGAGCACCUCAACCACUACAACACCUAUAAGACUGCUUACAACCACGCCUCCACCAUCAACUCCAUACACAGCUCGGCGCACGAACCCUUGUUAAUCCGGGCCAGCUCUAAAGACAAUGUACAAGAGACCCAGAUAUAACACUCCUUUUCAUAAUGAGACAAUAUUAAACGGAAGAAAUGACACACCUUAUGGACUUUAUUGACUGUUGGUUUGUGAGGACAAUUGUUAAGAACUGUGUAUGGCUAAUCAGUGGUUGGUGGUGUUUAUUCAAUGACUUUGGGAACUAGGGUAUGUCUACUGUUUCAAAAAGUGUCUUUACAAAAACAGAAGUUAUUUAUUUAAGAAAAAAAUCUAUUGUGGUUUAAUCAAGAAAAAACUGUAUUCUGCAAUUAUUUUUUCAGCACUUAAUUAAUCAUACCUUUCGUUUUUUCUUAGGGCGGUUUACUAAUAUGCUUUCAAACUAUAUGUGAAGGACAUGCUACAGUAAACAUCCAUCAAGUACAAAUAUUCAUUUCUGGUUUUGCCCUCGAUUCUGUCUAGUACUGUAUGUGAUAGAAACCUCUUUUUAACCCACAGACUAAGCACUUCAGAUUUUGUCAGAGAUUUGCUCCUGACACAAAUUAAUUGAUGGAAUCUUUUGUGACCAUCUGUUAAUUUAGAUGGAUUAAAAGCUUGGUGUUUAUCUGAGGGUGAACGCCGGGACUGUCAGUGAUGACAUUUUAAAAAUAACACAAUAUUUCAUUAAAUCUGCCACUCAAACACAUUGGACACAGCUGUACUGUGAACUCAGAGCUUACCACCAAUCCUCUGGAGACUAUGCAGGAAGGAAAUGAGAAUCUAAAUAUACUGUAUUAUGAGCCAAUGCAAACUGAUGUUUUAUAAUGCAUUUGGUCUCAAAUUGAUGUCAUACAACCUGUUCUGAGAAUUUACCUUUAAUACAAUAUAAAUCAUUUUUAGACAGGCCCUUUAGCAGUUCCACAAACUGCUUUAUCUGCAUGGUUCUGUCACAUACAGUAUGAAGCUUUAGAGGAACAUGAACCUCCCUACAACCCCUCAUCCCUGGCGCUGUGCUUGCACAGCGACGCAGCAUGCAGCAGGCCCAGGAUCUGGGGCAAGAGGGGAAGACCCUGGCUACAGCUGUCUGAGCACAUUGUCCGUCAUCUGGGUGCCAUUCACAUGUGGGUACAUCACCCCCUCCAUUCACACCAGGGCCGUGCCAACAUCAGAAAGGAGAGAAGAAGGUGCCAGAGCUUGUGCUGUGAGAGGCUGUGAGAGGCUUUAGAGAUGAAGCACGUGGUGCCAGGCAGCAAGCAGAUGUUCAGGUUGCACCUGCGUCCCAUUGCUUUAGCGGUAACGCCAUUUCCAUUUUAAUGGAGGCACCCACAGGCUUUGGGUGGACACAGCCUCAGGCUCACUCAUUCCCUGGAUACUGUUCAAAGCCCUUGUGGUGAAAGUGGCCUCGUAAAUAAAGAGGCCAAGAAGGUACCUUUCACAUCUAAGACUUAGCCAGAUGCCCCAGGUGUCUCUUUAAAGAUUAAGUGAACUGCUGAUCUAUAUAUUUUUUGCUCUCGCUUACUCCCUCCAGAAUGUCAAACAUCUAAGAAAGGUUAGGAAUCUGUCCAUAUUUACUUUGUUCUGUUUGUAGUUCAUGAGUAAUGCUAUGGUAUCAAUAGUCUUGAAAGAUGGCAAAGAAUGAAUUCAAACCAUUCUAUUUUGUAUGGUUGUCACAAAAAAACUGAAAAUAUAAUCUAUUGCCAUUGAUCAACAUCAGGCAGAGGGCCAAAAUUCCCUGAUGUAUAAGUAACUCCAAUCUAAAACACACUGGACCAUUAUGUUUAUCUGAACUUAAUUUGUAAUUUAUUUAAUCACGUGGUACUUGAUUUCUCUAUGACAUUCCUAAAAUGAUUUGCAAUACUGUAGAACUUCACCGUAAGGCACUGUAGACAUGUCACAUGUCUGCAACUUAGUCACAUGCCUGACAGUUACAGAUAUGGGCUUUAGCAGUAGUAAACAAUGUUUUCACUCCUUAUGUGUGGCUUUUAGUCAGUGUUUGGGUUGACAGUGCUGGGGUUUGAUCUAAGUAGCUUGAAAUGACAGUCUAUUCAUCAUUUACUUUUUGUGUCAAUGAUUUGUUGACAUUGAAUCAAACCAUCUCAUCUUAUGUGUACAGUAUCUUUUGUUUAGGUGGGAGCAAUAUUCUAUCUUUUCUUUUUUUUUUUUUUCUUUCUUUUCUCUGAGAGGGAAUGCUGUUCUAGUGGUAGAUUUAUAUAAAAUACAUUUUGAAAAUAAAACAAAAAUAAAAACAAAAACUUUUUAAAUUUGAUUUUACAUGUGCCAACAAACUGUUCUAAAAGUGACAAAGAAAAACAUGGUGUAAAAGAAUAAGAAAUUGAUUUUCAUGUAAGCAUA
Molecule: messenger RNA, 5626 nt
Organism: Hypomesus transpacificus
Lineage: Eukaryota; Metazoa; Chordata; Actinopteri; Osmeriformes; Osmeridae
Gene: lrrc4ca
Product: leucine rich repeat containing 4C, genome duplicate a
Exons: 3
Coding region: 1418-3355 (645 amino acids)
Biological process (GO): regulation of axonogenesis; synaptic membrane adhesion; modulation of chemical synaptic transmission
Cellular component (GO): plasma membrane; postsynaptic density membrane; glutamatergic synapse
Molecular function (GO): cell-cell adhesion mediator activity
Source: RefSeq, a predicted model, not a curated record